CAUAUGUAAUAUUUUCAUUAAGAGUAAUCAAAAGCCAACAAUUUUACUUUUAUUAUUAUGUACAAAAACUCGUAAAAUAUGUAACUUUUUCAUUGAGACUGCUCAAAAUUCCACAGUUUUAUAUUCAUAUAUAAAUCAUCUCUUCAUAAUAUUUCGUAUAAUUGAGACAAGUUUGAGUGAUCAGACGCUUUUAAUCUGUAAUUGAUAUGGACCAUAGUCACUCGACCGAAGUACUACAGAUUGCAUUAGGCUCGCCAGAACAAAAAUCAGACAGAAAAUAUGAAAACAGCUUGGUUGGUCGAACUGAACAAUUAUCUCCGAUCAUGCAUCUAAACUCCAGUUCCGCCGGCGCAAAUACUAACAACACUGUUAUAAAUCUUCAGAGAAAUAGCGAGAGGUCGUCAGCUGGCAAUGGUGACGUAGACAAUCAAAAAGCACACCUGGCUAAGAACAUUAGAACGUCAUCGCCUUCCUCUUCAAAUGAAUCUGGAUCUAUGUUGAUGAUGAAAGACGGCUUAAUGAACGCAAAAAAAUUCUCAUCAGAUUAUUUGAGUUUCGACGAUCGUAAAAUAAGCGAGAUUAAAAAACCCGAAGCAAGAAAAUACAGCGAAGAGCCGAGAUAUGAUUCGAAAAUCGAUUCAAAAAUAAGUGAGGAGUUUUCGAAACGAAGGAGCAGUUCGGAUCUAGCGAUACGUGAACAAAAUACGAGACGACAAGAGAAUGAGAGGACUCGGUACUCGAAGGCAUCAUUGCGAGAGGGAGCACAAGGUGAGCAGGAGAGGAACACGGCGAACUCCUAUUUAGAAAAGGAGAACAGACAUGACUCAUCGAGAAGAAGUCAUGCUGACUUGAGGAGUAGAAAAAGCGCGUCAGGUAGUGGACGUGGAUCAGUCUCGCGCGGGAAGAUCAACAAAACUGCGGGGAGUGUUAGCAGCAGUGAGUCAUCAGACGCCGUCUUCAAGUCCAAAGACACCACUGCCAUUCUGAAUAUCGGAAGACAGGGCGCCAAACAGGAAAACAAGAAAUUUCCCUCGUCUUACAACUUUGAUCUGCUAAACCUUGUCACAGAUAAGCCACUACGAAAAAUCUACAGCGACGGAGAUUACUCAGCAUUCAGAAACGAAAACACUAAAUUCAUCGGCGAAAACGAAGACCACCUAAAACUGGGCAGAGAAUUCUACAUGUAUAAACAGCAGCUUCUGCAGAACCCAAAAGACAAGGCGUCUCCGGCUCGGGAAGACGAGGGUUUGAGGAUAAGUCUACUAAAAGCUCCUGGGGUCCUAAACGACGAAAACCCUGGAUACCAAUAUAGACCUGUUAGCAAGAAGCAAGAGCCAAAUUUUUACAGAAUAGAGAACCCUAGAUACUCGCAGUUUGAAGUGAAGGCCUGGAUACAAGACAGUAGGUGUGACUGCAAGAAAAAAGGAGUGGAGAGGUAUCUGAAAAGUGUUCUGGAACCGACGGCAACUUCGUAUGACGACGAAUGGAAAGACACGGAGUCAAAAAGGUGUGAAGAAAAGUGGAAACGCGUGAUCAAAGAUUGGUUCCGAGUCUACACUGUUGAGUGUGAGCACAGAGUGUCCAGCUGCACGUUAGAUGUGAAGUUCAAAGUGUCGGUCGAUAAAUUGACGGAGAAAAAAUUGAAGGGAUAUUUGCAGGGUUUCGGAAAGAUAAACCAAGUGCUGUUUGAUUACUCUGUCAGAGGAAUUUACUAAAUAUUUCAAUUCAAAUUUAUAUUUAAUAAAUUCAUCAAUCAUUAUUUCUGA
Symsagittifera roscoffensis is the source of this 1766-nucleotide messenger RNA. RefSeq lists its product as uncharacterized. Bases 207 to 1715 code for a protein of 502 amino acids. The record is from RefSeq and is a predicted model, not a curated record. The transcript is spliced from 4 exons. Lineage: Eukaryota; Metazoa; Xenacoelomorpha; Acoela; Convolutidae.